AUGUCAAACGCUUGCUACUGCGGCGUUUCGGGCAUUCGUCCACGAAUACAUUGUUCAUAUGAGAUGCUCGAUGCUGGAUCACAACAGCGUGAAACGGGUAUACAACAUCAUCGGACGGACGCAUCUCCGGACAAAAACUCGGACCCUUUCACUCACGAUGAGGGAGGAUAUCGCCACGCACCGUAUCCAUGGGGGAUCCUGCGGCUCAGUGAGCGAGCAAUGCCACUGCGGCUCAAUAGCACUCGAUCAUCGUCCUGCCCAGUGACUGGUCUCUACAUGUCAGAUAGGUUCGAAGUUGACUACCUGGAGUUUCUACCGCUUGGCAACACCAACCCGACGAUGCAAAAUUUGAAAGCUUUCGCCUACAUUUUGAAGCCACACGAGGAAGAAGACCUUCGGUGUCCCAAGAUCAUGCAGCAACGCAAUAUCGUGCGAGCCGUAAACAAUCACGCUCACCAGCUUCAGCAUUUCGAAUUUGAGGUCACGCCGUGGAUGGCACCUCUGAAUGAGUCACUUGUGGCAGUAACACAAGAGCUGCUUUCAGGGCCGGCCCUGUCGGUCUUGCGAAGUCGCUCAGAAGGUUCCGAGCCCUCCAGAACCUUUGCAUCAAUCAGCUUAGUGUCAGACAUCGCGGCACAGGACGCUUCAUCAUGUUCAUCGUACCGGAGAUUAGUUUCGACGAGCAACGAGCGUCAAUAUGUUUGCUCCCACAUCUCAGAGACAGAAACAACCCAGUCACGCGACGCAUCAUACGAGAUACCACUUGUUCGGGAAACGCAACAAGGGUUCGCAAUAACUACAACGGUCAGCGAGCAGAACAUCUCGUAUGAUGAGGGCAUGCAGCAAAUAGCACGACCAGAGACAAUCCAGGAGGAACAAGUUAGUUGGGGCUUUGUGUUCAUGUGCGGUAUUCAAACCAGAGCGCCGGACCGUACAUGGGCCACCGUCAUUCUCCCUGAGAGAGCCCAGGCCUAUUUCACUAGCAACCUCACACUUGCCUCAAUCGGCUGCACCAACGAGAACAGCCCAAGCUCAAAGUUUCUGAAGCCACAAUCAUAUCCGAAACCCACGACAAUUCUAUCCUCCGAGUACCUAUCGAGGUAUUUGAGUCCAUUGCCGAUCUGUGUGAUCCAGCAACGGACAUCUUGGCCCACUGCGACUUACAUGUCGUGUUCUAUCGGUGUAUUAGCUAGAAUGUAG
Molecule: messenger RNA, 1200 nt
Organism: Zasmidium cellare ATCC 36951
Lineage: Eukaryota; Fungi; Ascomycota; Dothideomycetes; Mycosphaerellales; Mycosphaerellaceae
Exons: 5
Coding region: 1-1200 (399 amino acids)
Source: RefSeq, a predicted model, not a curated record